Molecule: messenger RNA, 2460 nt
Organism: Protopterus annectens (West African lungfish)
Lineage: Eukaryota; Metazoa; Chordata; Ceratodontiformes; Protopteridae
Gene: FAM120B
Product: family with sequence similarity 120B
Exons: 11
Coding region: 196-2346 (716 amino acids)
Cellular component (GO): nucleus
Source: RefSeq, a predicted model, not a curated record
GGUUUCUUAUAACACACUUUUAGUAACGGAAUGGGGAGCUGUAUACAAUGUUACGCUACUGUCAGACUACUGGAAAGGCGCUGGAAAUUUGGUAUUGUAUUUAAAGUUUGCAGGUGAAAAAACGUGCAGCCCGUUCCCCUUUGUGGCAAAAGUUCUUCUUUCGUUGUACCUUUUUUGCUCUUAUGCUGAGUGGACAUGGGUGUAAAAGGAUUACAGUGGUUUGUAGAAAAUGCCUGUCCAAAUGCAUGUGUAGAGGUGGAUUUAAAGGAAGUGGCAGAACAGAUCAAGUGCAGUAAAGCUGGACAGACACCCACCCUUGUUGUUGAUGCGAUGGCAUGCUUGCGGCACUGGUACACACCUGAUGCUUGGGUUCAUGGUGGUCAGUGGAGAGAGUAUCUUCAGAAGUUAAAACAAUUCAUUGAGGCAUUCAGUGCAGGUGGAAUCAGAUUGGUGUUCUUUUUUGAUGGCGUAGUGGAGUUGAAAAAAAGGCAGGAAUGGGUAAGACGUAGACUUCAUAAUAACAAAGAAAUAUCCAAGAUCUUUCAGUUCAUAAAAGCUAAUGGGCAACAGCCAGGAAGGGCAAUGUUUUUCAUUCCAUCAGGACUGGCUACAUUUACACGUUUUGCUUUAAAAUCACUUGGACAAGAUGUUGUCUGUUCACUACAAGAAGCAGAUUAUGAAAUAGCCAGUUACGCCCUUGAGAACAAUUGCAUGGGUAUUCUUGGACUUGAUUCAGACUACCUAAUCUACAGUACUGCCCCAUACUACUCUAUCAGCAAGUUGCAACUCAGCAGACUACUCACUGUAAUGUUUUCUAGGGAACAUAUUUGCCACUCCCUUCAUCUCAAAAUGCAUGAUCUUCCACUUUUGGCCUGCCUUCUUGGUAAUGAUGUAGUACCAGAAGGCGUGUUUGAAGGGUUUAGACGCAAGUGUCUGUCUUUAUACCAACCGAAACAACAGAGCUCCACUCAGAAGACUGGUGUCAUUUCUGCUGUUGCUCAGUUUAUAUCAGACAUUCCCCGCUGUGGUGAGGAAUAUAGAUAUCUUGAGAAGGCAUUACCACCUGGAUCUGACAAAAAUAUUCUGGAAAAAGGACUGGAGUCAUAUCUUCUGCUUGAUCAGCAGUCACCAUGGUUAUAUCACAGGCAUUCAGAUUCUCUGGCAGUACCUGAUAACCACAGGCAAGGAUGUGUAGAAAGUGACAUUUUUCAGACAGCCAGAGAGCAGCAUGUCCGAGCAGAAGGUUUCAUGGUGUACAACGUGCUGAGUGCUGGAGAAGUGGAGUGCAGUAAUACAUUGGAGGAUGAAUCAGAUACAGAACUUCCCGGACAAGCAGUCGUUUAUCUACCUGCUCGCCAGCACAUUUAUGCUGUUCUCUUGGGUACAGGCCAAGGUAUGUCUGCAUCUUAUCCAUCAGUGAAAGAAUGGUUCGUUUACCCUGGUAAUUUGUUGAAGGAAGCAGAACUAGUACAAGCUGUACCUUUGAACCUUUCAGGUGGCACACCAAACUUAAGAACACUGUGGCUUUCAGAGGGGCCUGAAACAAAUAAGCUGCGCUACCACACAUUUCUGGCGUGCUUUAACAUUCAGGAUCUGGCAGAAGAACUCCAAAAUCUAGAAGCAUCAACACUUGGUGUCUGCUGCCUUUUGAUAUAUCUUGCAUUGCAGGUCCAUAGUUUGUCCAUGGAAGACUUUGAUGCAUUUUUAGCUCAAGCACUCACUAUUCGGGAAAAGUCUGCCAGACAGCUUGCAGGAAUACAGCUUGCAUCUGUAGAUUCUAGAGCUGUGCAGCUGGGUUCUCUUUUUGUCCGUGGUUUAACCACAUUGAUUGCAGCCAACAGUGCCUGUGGAUUUCCAUUUAAGAUGGCUGACUUUAUGCCUUGGGAGGUGUUUGAUGGGAAAUUAUUUCAUCAGAAGUACCAGCAAUCUCACAAAGGAUGCACAACAAAGGAACUUGUAGAAGGCAAUGAAGAUAUCCAUACCCUGUUUCUGAAACUGAAAUCUGUUCUUAACAAUGCAUGUAGUAUGAAGAACAGACCAAUUCAGAGCAAUCGACGGGGGUCUACUUUUUCAGCUGAAGCACCAGUAAGACAAGGAAGAGAUGGUGCAAACCAAAGAGGACGUGGCUCCCAUUUCCAAAGAGGGCCGAAGAUGUAUGCUGCAUCAGCUUACCAUGAUCAGAGUACUGGACAUCAACAAAGAGGUCACCAGGCUCAUUCAUUUAGGCCACAGUCUCCUUAUUCAGGCAGAGGAUACAGACAAGGAUUUAGCACUCACAACAGAAGUGGAGACCACUUCAGUCCCCGAUGGCCUGGAUAUCAAAGUCCUCACCCCGGAUGGCAGUGAAUGUUUUCCUGCUGUAUGAAUAGUGUUUUUUUUUAAGUUAUGAAAUGGUUUGUGUAAAUACAUUAUUGUACCCUGGCAUGUAUUGAAAGAAGAACACACAAGGCAGGUGGUAAU